AUGGAUCGCUUCGUGCUGCGCGGGGACGCGGCGGCGGCGCUGGCGGCCUCGCUGGCGGACGCGCCGCCCUCGGCGUCUCAGCAGCAGAAGAAGCGGCGGCGCCAGACGACCAUCCACCACGGCGACAAGGUCGUCUCGGAGGAGCGCGUGCAGUACCUCAAGGAGGAGCUGGACGACGCCAAGACCACGGCCAACAUGCUGAGCGUGCUCGAGGCUCUGGAGCAGCUCUUCAUCUCGCUCGAGAUGCUGGAGAAGACGCGCGUGGGCGUGGCGCUCACGCGGCUCUCGAGGCGCGCAGAGGCGCCCGAGGUGCAGGACAGGGCCAGGAAGCUGCUCAAAGUGUGGAAGGCCAGGGCCAAGAAGGCCACCAGACGACGAGCCAGGCGCGUCGGGACCUACGGACGCAACUUCGCCGAGUGA
Molecule: messenger RNA, 420 nt
Organism: Phytophthora sojae
Lineage: Eukaryota; Oomycota; Peronosporomycetes; Peronosporales; Peronosporaceae
Exons: 1
Coding region: 1-420 (139 amino acids)
Cellular component (GO): nucleus
Source: RefSeq, a predicted model, not a curated record